AUGAGCACGUUAUGCACACUGCGAAUAACUCGUCUACGGGUAUGUGGUGCCCUCGGAGACUCGGGUGGAGGUGCUACAGGUGGCACAGGCGCAGGUGCCGUAAUACUCGCGGCGCGCAUGCACAGCUCGAAGCGCACGCUCCGCUCCAACGACAUCGCAGUACCGCCCCUCGAUGUUGAACUUGAUCUCUGCUUCUCUCUGCAAUACCCACACUUCGUCAAGAGGGAUGGAAAUAGGUUGCAAAUAAUGCUCCAACGCCGAAAGAAAUAUAAAAAUCGGACCAUACUCGGUUACAAGACACUUGCUGAGGGCGUCAUCAGAAUGGACCAGGUGUUGCAACGCUCAAUGGAUAUGGAGCUCGAGCUGGUCGGUGUUGGUGGAAAGGUUGGUGCAGCUGCUGGCCAGCCUGUCGCCAAGCUGACCAUCACGGGACUCGCGUCUACUCCUGUAGACCAUGACACUAAGAACAAUAACACACUUCUAAUCACUGAGCGAGGCUAUUCAGAUGAAGAAGAAGAAGGAGAAUUCAGCUCAGUAGAAGAAGCUGACGAGAUGACAUAUGGAGCGCCUGCCCGACGUCGUGCCCACCGUCAACUGGCAUUCAAUAAAACUGAUCUCUCUUACACCAAGUUGUCUCGUUCUCGCGACUUGAGCUUCAUGGAGCGCGAGAGAAAGAGACAGAGCUAUAUGCACAGUAAGGGGAACGACAGGGACAGCGACAGUGAGCUUGAGAGCGCGGCCGCCAAGCGAAAGGGCAGCCGCGGGAAGCUCGCGGUGAGCGCCUGCGCAAGCACGCUUCUUCGUAGAUCUUAUGAGAAUAGAAAUUGUUCAAAUUGUCAAAUUCCAAUCUUUCAAUGGGAGUGGAAAGGCCAAGCACUAGCACUAAUAUACUCGUACUGUCUUACUGUAUCAGGUGACGCUAGACUAGAUUUACCUUAUAGUAAAGUAAAAACUCUUGAUUAUAGACUCCGUUUGUAUAGCCGUCGCUCAGUUUACGCGAAGCCGCCAAUGGAGGUUAAACCUCAACGCAACCUGAAGCAGAAGUUCGCGGCGCUUUUGCGGCGGUUCCGAGUACCAGAAGAAUUAUCUGAAAGGGGUACGACAAGGGAUCAGCACCACGCACAACACGAUAUCGAUGAACUCUUCCAGGAACUGGAAUCAUUAUCAUGCGGCGAAGGCGAGGACUCGGGUCCUGACCAAAUGGACACCAUUAGCAUUGGUUCCACACCAAAACCCUCAUUGAGGCCGUUCUUCAGCAGCUCUCGAAGUCUUGCUACCCAAGACCAUCAUAGGCAUUCCAACGUGAGGGGGCACGGGAGCCUUACGUCCGCCGCCGAGCUCAGCGACUUCAGAGAACGCCACAUCAACACGCUCCCUCUCACAGAAUCAGAAGCCAUCCGAAGUUCGGCGGGUGAUGAACGCGCCAGUGACGGUAACAGCGACGGUGACGUCACGGCCGACGCGCCUGUCUCUGGCGCCUCCGUGUCCAGCUCACCACCUAAUGAGACUAAGGAGGAUAAGCGUUCUCGGUUAUUCCGAAGCGCAACGAGUGGCGGUAACCUGACGCCGGGAGUGGCCGGCCGCAAGAAAAACUCUCUGGUCAUCGGCGCUGACCGGCCGCUCUCAGCCCACGAGCUGCCGGCGCAGAGCCCCACCACGCUAGAGCCCCGACGUACGUGGGCAGAGCAGGUAUCUCGUCUGGUUGGCGAGGACUCGUCGCUGGAGUGCGUAGCCGUGUGCGGAAGUGGGGCAGGCGCGUGCUUGGCGGCGCUGGCGGCGCUCGGCGUGCCCGCGCUUCUCUCGCCCGCGCAAGCUCCCGACCCGCGGCCCUUGCUCCACGCGCUUUAUUCCAGAGUGCCUAAACAGAGCGGCAGGCGCGGCUGCAUCCGCGUGGCGAUCUGCGGCGGCGACGCGGCGGCGGGCGCGGCGCUGCGCGCGCACGCCGAGCUGGGCGCGCGCCGCCCGCACGACGCGCCGCUCGUGCGCUUCUACGUCAUACCCGUCGGGCCGAGUGUGAUCGCGCGCCACCUGUCAGCGACGGACGGCGCGUACGCAGCGCUGUUCGCGAGCGACUCGUGGGCCAACAUCUGUGAACGCGCAGCUGAAGGCUCCGUCACUGACGUUGCGGAGAUGUCUUCUAGAAUCGGCAGGUAUCUGAAUAGUAUCGGGCCCGUGAACAAUGUGCCAAUCGGCGAGGCAAUGGUCGCGUACAGAGAUAAGUCUGGCGAUGAGGACUCAAGUCAAACGUUUGUGCCCUUCAUUGCGGAGGUGCGCGUGGGCUGCAGCGAGGGUGGCGUGUCGUCGCUGGAGCUAGAGGAGGGCGGCUCCCCGCCGGCGCGGGCCUCACCCCCCGCCACUCCUGCGCCUCAUACGCACGAGCCUGCGCCCCUCCCCCUCACACACCCCCUGCCGCUCCUCGCGCGUACCGAGCCGCUCGAGCUGCAGCUUGACUACUGGCUGGUACCGAGUCGCCAGUCUGAGGGUACGGACAGCAAAGUAACAGUGAAGGCCUCUUUCCGCGCACUACAUGUGACAAGACAAAAUUCACAUCUUUGCAUCACGUACCUCACCAAGGAGAAGAAACAAAAGAUAAUGCGGCUCGGCAAGAAGAAAGAGAAGACAGGCGAGGCGGAGGUAGGACGAGCACAGACUGUCGACGGUGUUGCCAGACUCAUUUGUUCCGCUAAAAGUAGCCAUAACGUUCCACUUAAAGUGUACAUCGACGGCACAGAGCUGAACGGCGUGAAGUUCUUCCAGCUAUCGACGCAGUGGCAGACGCACGUCAAAACGUUCCCCGUCGCCACGUGCGGAGCGCCGCUCGCCCCCGCCGAGACGUAA
Molecule: messenger RNA, 2838 nt
Organism: Arctia plantaginis
Lineage: Eukaryota; Metazoa; Arthropoda; Insecta; Lepidoptera; Erebidae
Source: the annotation of a GenBank genome assembly